AUGGUUCUAAACGAAACUCACGAUGAUAACUCGAAAGUUAUGGAUGCUGCACCCAAUGCAACAGAUUCGAGCUCAUUUCCCUCCAUUUCUUUAAAUCCGGAGACUGCAUACUGGGUCUGUACUGUGGUAUAUUUUGUAAUAGGCUUGAUAGGAAAUGCCUUGGUCUUUCCGUUAAUGAAUGACGUAAAGUUCUCAUCGUUGUCCUACCCAGUCUAUUUGAUGUUCAUGGCCGUCUCGGACAGUGCAGUUCUUAUUAUAUAUUGCAUCCAUCUGUCGUUGAGAUUCUUCAAAUCAUUUCACAUUAUUGGGAAGUACGUGGCUGCAUGCAGAAUUUGGAUGUUUUUGAUGACCAGUGUGAACCUCCUGUCGCCGUGGUUGGUCGUUGGACUGACUGUGGAUCGGUUCUACUGUGUUGUUUUCCCGCUGACACGCGAUCGAUUCUGCACGCGAAGAAAAGCAAAGAUCGUCUGCACCAGUCUGGCUACCUUGGCCAUAUUACUGAAUCUACCACUAUUGGAAGGGGUGAAGACUGUCGAAAAGUCAGAUGGGUGUUUUGUGGAAAACCACAUCGUCAUUUACGUCGCUUUUAUGCGUCUGGUUAUCACUUCAAACCUUCCUUGUCUGUUGAUUCUCAUCCUCAACAUUGUGAUUGGAAUCCGCAUCCAGCGCAGCGUCACCUUCAGAAAGAGAUUCACCUCCACCAGCUCUGGCUCCAGAGAAAACAAGCUGGACAAGUCACUCCUCCCUCUAAUACUGAUCUCCAUGUUGGCUUUCUUAACAACCCUACCUUCAUCAAUCGUUGACACCGUCGUAGGGGUCCUAAUAGUAACCAAAUCAGAUUUGAACUCUUUGGUCACGGUCGCCAAAUUUGUGCUGCCGUUUAAUUUUGUAUACAUGAUCAAUUUUGGACAAAACUUUUACAUUUUAAUGGCAAGUUCAGCCAACUACAGGAAUGUUAUUAAGAGAAAGUUGAAUUAUUGCAAGAGCAUGUACCUACAGGAAGAGGGUGUCAGUCAGUUAAGAGUUCCAGUCCAGAUUCCAAACACUGAUGACGCCAGGCCGAGUGUGACGGAGUUGAAUACCAGAUCGUUUUCACGCACCGAUUCAACACCAGUUGCUACUUCGGAUGCCGGUGGUGGUUUCAGAAAUGAGUCUGAAUGA
Messenger RNA from Gigantopelta aegis, 1161 nucleotides. Its product is annotated as cysteinyl leukotriene receptor 1-like. Lineage: Eukaryota; Metazoa; Mollusca; Gastropoda; Neomphalida; Peltospiridae. The transcript has a single exon. The record is from RefSeq and is a predicted model, not a curated record. Gene Ontology annotation, cellular component: plasma membrane. Gene Ontology annotation, molecular function: G protein-coupled receptor activity. Gene Ontology annotation, biological process: G protein-coupled receptor signaling pathway. Bases 1 to 1161 code for a protein of 386 amino acids.